AGAGAAUUUUGGCCCGAAGGAUCCCUUGCACGAGGGAGAGAGAGGAAGAGAGAGCUUACAUUAAGCUCAAGUGCAUCGGCUACACACAGGGAAACGGACAACACACACACACUCUCUCUCUCUCUUUCUCUCACACACACACACCUCACUGACGGUUGAGAGAGAGGUGACAUCGCGGUUUAACCCUUUUCUGAGCGGAAUAUCGAGUGUCGAUGGGAAAAGGAAGGACGUCGAGCUCACCACAUUGGAAACACACCAAUUUUUCCCCCAGGAUUUUAUGAUUGAUUUUAUUUUUAUGAUUUAUUUUCUCUCUCAGUGUAUAAACAGGCUCUAUACAGGAUCAUGCCAUCACUCCGACACAUUUAGCCACUGUGAGGAGAUUCAGCAGCAGUCCACAGCCCUGAGCUCCGGGUGCGCCUCACUGUCUUGUGACUGUCCUGUGAUUGUCCUGUGAUUGUCCUGCCUGAGAUCUGAUGGAGACGCGGCGCUCGGUGAGAGGCGCAGAUGAAUAAUGCCUGGAUAAAACCAGUGCGCAAACACAGCGCGCUUCAAACCGCAUAAGAGGAACAUUUCAGUGUCUUCACGGAUCAUUUCGUCCUCACAGAGCCAUGGCGAUAAUUCCUACCCUCACCGUCCUCCUCUCUGUACUUGUCUGGGGUGCAGGUGCAUCUCCUGUAGAAUCUCCACCCCCUCCCAAAGGGUGUGGUUCAGGUAUCCAUCCAUCUUACCGGCUCCUGUGUGACCUCGAGUCUGUAUGGGGGGUUGUUUUAGAGGCCGUGGCAUGUGGUGGCGCCAUUUCGGCUCUCGUUCUUUUUGCGGUUCUUCUCUCAAAGCUGAAAAUGGUGACUGAGCCAGAGCGACGUAGCGGUGUAGGACCUCUCCUGCUACUGCUGCUGAGUACAGUGGGUCUGUUCUGCCUGUCUCUGGCAUUCAUGGUGGGACGUGGCGAGACAGUGUGUGUGUUGCGUCGUGGGCUGUGGAGCUCACUCUUUGCUCUGUGUUUCUCAUGCCUGUUGGUGCAGGCACUACGGCUAAGGAAGCUUGCGACGGGGAAACGCAGUCCAUCAGGUGGCUCACUCUCGGUGCUCGCAUUCGGCAUUGCGCUCGUGCAGGGGGUCAUCAGUGGAGAGUGGCUGUUGCUCACGGUGGCACGCGAGGGCCACAGCGCCUGUGAUUACCCACCACUGGACUUUGCACUAGUCUGCGGCUACACAUUAGCACUGCUGCUCACGUCAACAACAAUCUCACUUGGAGUCCUUCUGUGUGGUGCGAGGCACGGAGAUGAUGCAGCCAGGAAGAAGAGACGUCAAUGGAGUUGUAAUGGUGUCUGGCUUUUCCUCUCCUGUCUGGCUUCCCUCCUUGUUUGGGCUGCAUGGCUCGGGUUUUACCUCUACGGUAACGCUGCAGGAAAGAGCACCAUGACCAGUGAGACUGAUGGCGAAGAACCUGCUCUGGCCAUAGCCUUAGUAAUGGAGGGAUGGGCACUGCUGCUCUUCCACGCCAUCCCAGAAGCCCACCUGUGUCUGCGAACGACCAAUCAGAGGGGCAAUGAAGGGGGUCAGGAUUACUACGAUGCACGGCAACCACAGUCCUCGCACAGUUACCGCGAUGACGAUGAGCUGCCAGCCAAUCACAGAGCAGCCUACACAGAAAGACAAACGUUUUCCAUAGAGGAGCACAGCGCAGGCAUGCAAGCUGGAGGUUACCACACUACAGUGAUACGGCCCACACCUCAAUUCCGAAGCCACGUGUACCAGCCCACUGAGAUGGCCUUGCUCAUGAACGGAGGAACGAUUCCCACAGCUCCCCCGAACUACACGGGACGGCAUCUGUGGUGAACCCCAUAAACACCCGGAUCAGACACACCCUGUGUGAUGUCACAGGGUCAAAGGGCAUAUGGUGUAGAGAGAGAGAGAGAGGGUAAACCAAUAGUUUUACUUAAGCUGUGCUUUCAUAUGACAUAAUAAUCUCUAUAAAUUAACCUGAACCUGAGCGAUGGUUUCUGUGUGGGCAGGGCCAUCAUGUUGCACUGGAUGGUGACAAAAUACAGCUGCUUUCACACCCGGCGUUUUUUGUAUUUUUAUUUUUUUAUUAUUAUUAUUCUUUCUUUCUUUUUAUUUAUUUUUUUACUUCCUAGUACUUAAGCAACUCCUACAAUAUGGCCACGAUAACUGUAACAGUGCUUGUGUUAGUCAGUCCUCAUUACUAGACGCUAACUAGCUAAUAUUAUCAUUAUUAAUAAUAAUGGUGGAAAUAGUUGUGGAAAUCACAACUCGAAUCACGACUAUCAAAGAUAUUGUGUUUAUUAUUGAGUUUGUUUAGUUAUUAGCAACUUUACUCUUCAUUACUGGGUUUAAUCCAAACUUCAAUAACUCUAAUUGGGAAAAAUGUAUGAAAGAUUUAGCAAUUAAAGUUCCAGCUCCAAAAUUUUCCCAAUCUUUCCCAGUCUUGACCACAAAUAUUUUCAUGAGAGGAUCUCACAAAAUUUACAGAUUAAUAUUAUGGUUAUUUCUUUGUCAUAUAUAAUCACGAAUAAGGAAUUUAUGUGCUAGUUAUUUCCGCCAACUUUGCUGGAAGAGGUUAUAUUUUCAUCUCCAGUUGUUUGUUUGUUUGUUUGUUCCCAACGUAACUCAAAAAGUAGUGAACGGAUUUGAAUGAAAUUUGGUGGAAAGGUGAACCAUGGGCCAAGGAACAACUGAAUAGAUUUUGAUGCAAAUCUGGAUAUGUAUGUGGCUUGACGGCAGUGUUGUAGUCGAGUCACUAAACCUCGAGUCCAAGUCCAGUCUCGAGUCCCCAGUGUUCAAGUCCAAGUCAAGUCCAAGUCAUUAAAGAAAAUUUCAAGGCAAGUCCACUAUUGAUCCGAGUCGAGUCUGAGAACAAGACUCCAUCUGCACCAUGUGACGGUGACUGUUGCUGCCUUUAUGUGGAAGAGUCUCUGUUACUCUGUUGGACUAACGUUACUGUUCGACUGCCCCAUUUUAGUUAAUAGGCUACAGAUAAAGUUUGUUCAUCGCUCAGCAAGCCCCGCCCACUAUCAACAGAGCAAUGAACAGAGCAUGUCACUUUCUUCUCUGGGUGGAGUCUCAACAAAUGACGGUUGAAGUUCAAGGUUGUCCCUGUCGUCCCCUCGAUAGUUCUUCUACAUAUGGAACACAUAGCAGUGCAUUUUUUCCCCACUGCAUGAGAAAUCUGUAUAAGCAAAGCGGACAAUCCUGGGCGUGUUCUCUCCAGGCAUUUUAGCACCGUUAAUGUUAGUUUGUUCCUGAACAUGAUGUAUGAACAGGUGAAUGUGCAUUCUCUUGCACAAAAUUAGUAUAAAAAUUAAUAUAGAUAUCUUAUGCCAAAUUAUUAUGGCAUGUUACAAAAAAUAAAGAAAAAAUCUGAGUCCUCGUCUCCAAUUUACAAGUCCAAAUGCAGUUAAUGCACAAGUCUGAGUCCAAGUCCGAGUCAUUAGUGCUCAAGUUCAAGUCAAGUCACGAGUCAUUAAAAUUAGGGCACGAGUCGGACUCAAGUCUGAAUCCUGGACUCGAGUACUACAAGCCUGCUUGCCGGCGGUAUGAACUCUACCGAGUUCCCUUCCAGUACAGUAUUUUGAAAUGUUCCUUUGACCAAACCGCCACAUUUAACUGAAGCCUACAUGCUAAUAUAAGUUUGUUUCUGCUGUGUUUGCUGUGUACGAUACACUAGCAUAAGACUACAGCAUUAAAAAUGGACUAACUUCUCUCAUCCGUUUCUAUCUACUUCCACUAGUUUUUCAGCGAAGUUGACAAAAACAAACACUCUUGCUGCUGGAAAAUAUUGAAGAGAACCUGAUAAAUAAUACUGAAAUACUACUUAUAAAUCUAUACUGAGGGAGUGUGUGAGCAGAUUGAUAUCUCCUGAUUUACAGUGCUGUGUGCACAAAUUAGCAGAAAUGGAACUUCAGAAGCCAAUAAACAUCCCAGCAGGAACAAUUUAUUAUCUUUAAUUGCAUUCAAACAUGAAAGCCAAACAAAACCCAAAAAUAAACUUCUUUACUAACAGAAAAUAUCCAGACAAGACAUGGUCGAGUGUUCACUUGUUCAUAUUUGUCCCUGUAUACUGUGUACAGAUUAUAUUUUAAAAGAAAAACAAAGUGUCCCUGGGUGCUGAACAUCUCACUGUCUCUGAGGUUUAAAUAUCGCACUCUGAGUACAAAUUACGCAAGAAUCCAAGAUGAUGGCGUGAUUUACACGCUACACGACUUUCCGAGGCUGAGAUUGAGAGGACACAUCGCUUCUGCAUUGUUUUAAACAACCCUGAAGAUGCCGAAUGUCAAGCGUUUGGGUGUAAAAACAAAUCUGAAAGUCGCACAGGGAACUCUUUUUUUUUGCUAUUCCCAGUCCUAUAAAGGAUAUUACUGUGAAAGAGCAAACGGCAAAAUGGCUGCAUUUCAUCACUUCCUGUAUCGCUGGAGUCACCAUUUGUUUCUUCCUCCCUGAGCUCAUAUUCUUGUUUAAACAUGUACAGUUGAAUCGCUUUGUGUUCAGGAACAUUUUCCAAGUUUGCACAGCAAAACUACAAAAAAAACCCCCAGAAAAUUUCCAAGUCGAUGGCUGUGUGUUACUAAGGGAAACGGUGUACUAGUGUGCUGGUUACAUCACCAGCAGAUAUCCAGUUUCAGUGCAAGUGGCCACGCCCAAGGAACUUUUAAAAUGGAUAAAUUGCUGUUAUAAAGUUUUAUGUUUAAUUAAAACAUGCGGGUCCAUAUCAGGGCACCUCCCAUGAUCAACAAACAGAGUUUAUUUUUUAGUUUUGUUUGGCUUCAAAAUAUUGACACUGAAACAUUCUCCUGUGGAACAUGCUGUAACGCUCCUCAUAUUCACUCUAUAACAAGAUGGAUUUAUACCUAUUUAUUUCUCCCUCCACUCCACUGUCCUCCAUGUCUGAUUUUCUUGCUUGUCAUCCGAUUUGCAAUCCAAUCAGCUGGGAGAUAAAAAGAGUGUGAUGUCACUCAGCAUUCACCUAAAAAUAAUUUGACACUCAAUUGUGAAUAAACCCCACAAAUGAGCCAACAGCAAAAUUGUGAGAAAGCAGAAGAAGAGACGGCAUCUUUUUGUCCAGUGUCUCAAAUUUUUCAGUUCAACUUUUUUCUUUUAUUUUUUGCUUUUUUCUAAAAAUUUUCAGUUCGGCUCUUUUUUUCGAAUUUUUCUCAAAAUUUUUUGGUUCAACUUUUUUUUCUUUUUUGACUUUUUCUUAACAUUUUCUGUUCAAUUUUUUUUAACUUUUUCUCAAAAUUUUAAGU
Molecule: messenger RNA, 5263 nt
Organism: Neoarius graeffei (lesser salmon catfish)
Lineage: Eukaryota; Metazoa; Chordata; Actinopteri; Siluriformes; Ariidae
Gene: gprc5bb
Product: G protein-coupled receptor, class C, group 5, member Bb
Exons: 4
Coding region: 609-1838 (409 amino acids)
Biological process (GO): G protein-coupled receptor signaling pathway
Cellular component (GO): intracellular membrane-bounded organelle; signaling receptor complex; extracellular exosome
Molecular function (GO): protein kinase activator activity; G protein-coupled receptor activity; protein kinase binding
Source: RefSeq, a predicted model, not a curated record